GUUGCGUGAGCAGGAAGUAAGUCGAACCUUCAACUAAAAUAGGAAGAGAUCUCAGAGCAAGUGGCAGCAUAAGGUCGUUUCCUCCUUUGUACCUUUUCAUAUAUUACCGGAACACCCUCCUGCUGAGAUAAACAUUCUCUCAUUCAGGCUGCGCAGAUGAUGCAAGACACUCUGGUGCGAGUGUUUGUGGUGGCUGCAGGUCUUCUGUUGUGUCCCCGGGAUAAUCCUGGGGUUGAGGAAUGGGACGAUGCCGUCGACGAGGAUUUGCAAAAGCACGAGCAGAUGCUGCUGGAAGGGGAAGAGAAACUAGUCCAACCAUCAGCACCUGUCAGUUACAAAAUAAAAGAACCUCAAGGUGACAUAAAUAACAAUCCAGAGCAACAGAAUCAGUCCAAUCAACAUGACAAAGAUGAACCAUUGGACACAGAUGUGGCUGUUGCUGAAAGAGGAACUUUUGAUCCCAAAUUACCAGUGGGACACAUGACAAGUAAAUCUGCUACCGUGAAUCUGACUGAAAAUCUAGACAAUCAGGAGGGAGAAGAUUUUAGUAGUGGCAGCUCAGAACAAGAUAGUCUGCAGGGACAUUAUGAGAAGUCAGAAGGUGCAGCGAUCCACCCAAAAGAUCGAGACUCACCUGCCUCACAUGUCUACAGCAAGAUGGAAAACGAAACCUCAGAGAAAGGUAUUGCAGAAUGGGAGAGGGAUUAUCUCUGGUACAUCUGGAACACAUUCUCCAUCAUUUCCAUAAUGCGCUUCUUCAGGAAAUACCUGAAGAGAAAUCUCCAAACAGAUCAGGAAGAGACCAGGAUCUCCCCCCGCAGAUCUCCUAAAGUGUCGCUGCCUGACGUUGAAACUCUGCAGAGCUUUUAUGCUCAAUGUGUUCAGGCAUCAGCUGAGAAAAUGUUGAGGGAGAAGGGUUUUCUGGAAGGAUUCGCACAUGACCUCUUGGAGGCCAUGAGGACGGUUUGUGAAAACAAUGGCAGCAUGUUGAUUGAGGACUUUCAGAUGGUGAAAGAGCGUGACAUCAUUGUUCAUUUUGCUCCAUGCAAACCAUAUAGUGUCCGCUGCCUGCUCAGGAACAACCCGGUGAGUGAUCCACUGCUUUACACGCAAGUCUGCGGUCAGAUAAAACUCCUGAAAGAAGAGAAAGUCCCAAACGGCUGCCCCUGCCAGUCCGCCGAUGCAGACGAUAUGGUUUGCCUGGUACAUUCGGAGAGCGACAAAGCAAAAACAAAAGUGGUUGAUGCUUUCAAUGAACCGCUGUGCAGCAAGAACACUCCUUUUCUGUCAAAAUCGAAGAUCACCCGGUGGUUUCAGAACACAGUCAAACAAGCCUGGGCGCAGAUCUCACAUAAAUACGAGUUUGAGCUCAGCAUCCGCUACGUUGAGACUCCAGGUGCUCUGGUGGUUCGCUUCAAGUCAGGGAAGAAGAUCAACUUCAGUUUGAAGCCGGUGGUUAAGUUCAACACAGAAGCUCAUUUCUGCAUCACACCCUGGUCCUCCAGAGAUGUGGACACUUUCUGGGCGCUGUCGCUCUCCGUCUACGAAGACCGCCUCCUGGAACAUCUCUCCAAACGCCUUCCUGUGAACUCCUGUCGUGAUCAAAUUCUUGAAAUUGCCUUCUUCCUUCAUAGGAGACAGGAAGCGCUGGCAGGGAAGACUGCACUAAAGGACAUCCACUUUAAAAUGGCAUUAAUGCACCUUCUGAUGGCCAAAAAAACAUCGCAGUGGCAACCAAACUUUGCUACCUGCAGACUACAAGACCUGCUGAGCUUUGUGGAGGAAAGUCUUAAGAGGAAGCACCUGACCCACAUUCUCGUUGGCAACCCUUUGGCUGAGGUUACUGGACUGCCUAAAGAAAUCUGCAGAGCAAAGCCAGUGAACCUGUUUCAUCUCUUUGUGGAAGAUGACUGUGCAUAUAAGAAUGCCGUCAUGCAUUUCCAGGAGAUGUUUCAAAAUGCCCACAUGUUGAUACAUGAAUAUGUUGUUCAACCUCAGGUUGGCACAAAAUCCUUUGCUUAAGACUGCGUACAGUUAGACAGACUUUUUUUCAAAUAAUCAUACAAGUGCAGGUGAAUCUUAAUUACAGAAUAACAAGAAGGGAGUCUAAUCAGAGGGAAACUUGCUACGUUGACUUUGGACUUGAUAGCAUUCAGCGGACUUGCACCUGCAGACACGGCUCCUUGAAUCAACACAGGUCUCUGUUGUCCCCGUUUUUUGUACAGUGACUUUUUUUUUCUUUCUUCCUCUCAACUCUUCAUUUACUUGCUUGCUUACAGGACUCUGAACAAUGAGGUUCUUUAGCCGUUACUUUUUGUGGCUUUACUAGCCUUGUGGAGAGUCCAGUCAUCUGUCUGCUGGAUUACUGUCAACUCAGUCUUCCCUGUGAUUGUGCAGAGCAGAGCUACAUUUCACAAUUGGAACGUUGAAUGCAUUAGGUAAUUUCCUGACCAACUGAAUUUUGCAUUUCCACCUUCUGUAAGCCUUUAUCCUCUAAAUUAACAGGAUAAAGGCCUUGAAAUACAUCAGUAUUAUCCACAUUUGAACCAAAUUAUUAAAAUAAAAAUGUUUUGUUGGUGAUCUAAUCUAUUUAGAUACAACUGUAUUUAAAUAAUAAAGAAUUGGUAUAUCAUGUGAUAAAUCCAUGUGUAAUGCAUUUAUUUGAAAGAGAUUAUUACAACAUUUUAGAUUUCAUCAAAGUCUUAGAAGUACAUUUGUUUCUGCGAUCAUCUUUUGAGGAGACCUCAGUAGACCGUCAAAUUCAACUUCUUAAAUUAAACUUCACUUUCAAAGUCAAUCUUCCAAGAGCGACUGGAGAUUAUUUCCUUGGGUGCUUCUGGGUAAAAAGAUGUGUCAUAUUAAAAUGUUAACUUCUUCUAGAGUGCUAUUUUGAAUCUGCAAGAUUAUAAUUUUAUUUCAAAGAGGACUUCCAUCACCAGCAUUAACUUUUACCCAACUCAAGAUAAGAGUUACUUAAGAGUUAAUUACAGGUCUGUGUAAAGGGCUUUCCAUGCCGUAGAUUGAGAACACCAUCUUACCCUGCUGGUGGGGAUGUUGAUUCACAGCAGUUGCACACUCAGUCCUUACCAUAGAGCUUCUUCCAUCUGGUGCACAAACAGGAUUAUCCACUCAAAAGAUUGUUAAAGCUUCUAUAAUUCUGCACUAAAACAUGUCUGCAGCUGCUAAUAAAAUCCACCACAGGCAAGUUCAGCAACUUACUAGCAUGGUCAUAAUUGGAAGUGUUCUGCUUUGGGCAUGGAGUAGAUGGCUCUACAUUCAUCUUAAAAUAAAAUUCCUGCUAGACAAUGCAUCUCAUUAUUAAAGCACAUCUUCUGUUUAACAGUAUGCAGCUCUUAUUGGUUUAUGUUGCCCGUUCAGAAAUGGUGGAAGCUCUAGACCGUCUUGGAGUCACGACGAGGGAAUUUUGAUUGUAUAGGCUUGUCAUAAGUUUGACAAAAUUACACUUUUGUUAUUGGUCCCAAUUAAGCAAUUUAAUUUUAACCCAAAUACUUCACUAUUUACCCUUGAUGAUGAUGAUGAGGUGAGCAGAGGUCUUGGGAGUCACAAAGCACUUUUUGAUGUACAUCCUUUCCUCCUCACUCUUUGUUUUGUCAUGUCUGUUGGUUUCAAAGUACAUUGGAUCUCCUAAGUUGUAGAUUUUGUUUCCUGAUGCUGCAGGAAAACUGAACUCACGUCAAAUCGAUUCAAAGGGUUUUCCACAGACAGGUCUGACAAGUGUUUGUAACUGCCAACUGCGUUAGCUGGAGGGUUUGUGAGUAGCACAUACUGAAGUUGUAAACA
Molecule: messenger RNA, 3801 nt
Organism: Xiphophorus maculatus (southern platyfish)
Lineage: Eukaryota; Metazoa; Chordata; Actinopteri; Cyprinodontiformes; Poeciliidae
Product: inositol 1,4,5-trisphosphate receptor-interacting protein-like
Exons: 2
Coding region: 157-2022 (621 amino acids)
Cellular component (GO): membrane
Source: RefSeq, a predicted model, not a curated record